CCCCCCCCCGGUCUCCGCGCCAAAACAAACAACAAACAAAACAAUCUAGAUGAUAUUUUUCUGCGCAACUUCGUGGAUCUGGUUCGCCGAGGACCCCUUGAAGAGCGGACAUGGCCGUGCGGAACGUGGUCUUCUCCGACGUGGAAACUUUUCUGGACGCGCACCCCGAGUUGCUGGAGGACUACCUGAACCGAAAGGGGAAGCCGAGCGCGGUGGAGAAAUGGCUCAAGAGCCAGCAGGCCGCCGGCAAGGCUCCGGCGAGUGGCCCCGCGGAGGCGGAGAAGACGACGGCGGCGCCGGUGGUGCCGGCGGCGGCAGCGCCGCGCAGGGACAGCUGGGCGAGCAGGAGCGGCGGCGGCGGAGGCGGCGAGGGGCUGCAGCGGCGAGCCUCGCAGAAGGAGCUCCGCAAAACUUUCGCCAGGUCGAAGGCCGUCAACGCCAACCGGACGUACGACGAGCACGUCAACUCCCGGGCUCAGGAGCCGCUGACCAGCAUGAGGAGGCGAGCCCUGCUGAGGAAAGCCAGCUCUCUGCCCCCGACCACGGCCCACAUACUGAGCGCCCUGCUGGAGUCCCGCGUGAACAUCCCCCAGUACCCGUCCACCGCCGUCGACUUCAAAUACUACCUCAAGGAGCACAACGAGAGGGAGUUCUUCCUGGAGCUGGUGAAGGACAUCUCCAACGACUUGGACCUAACCAGCCUGAGUUACAAGAUCCUCGUCUUCGUCUGCAUAAUGGUGGACGCGGACCGCUGCUCCUUGUUCCUGGUGGAGGGCACCGCCAACAAGAAGACGCUGGUGUCGAAGUUCUUCGACGUCCACGCGGGCAUCACGGUGCUGCCCUCCAUGAGCAGCUCGGACGAAGUUCAGGUUCCGUGGGGGAAGGGGAUCAUUGGAUACGUCGCCGAGCACGGGGAGACGGUGAACAUUCCUGAUGCCUAUCAGGAUCGACGUUUCAGUGAUGAAAUUGACAAGCUGACAGGCUACAAGACCAAGUCACUCUUGUGCAUGCCCAUUCGCAACAGCGACGGAGAGAUUAUUGGAGUUGCCCAGGCCAUCAACAAAGUUUCGAGCGGAGCACUCUUCACUGAGGACGAUGAGAAGGUGCUGCAGAUGUAUCUCCCCUUCUGCGGUAUCGCCAUCUCCAACGCCCAACUCUUCGCAGCUUCAAGGAAGGAGUACGACAGGAGCCGGGCCCUCCUGGAGGUGGUGAAUGAUCUGUUUGAGGAGCAAACAGACCUGGAGAAGAUUGUCAGGAAGAUCAUGCACCGCGCCCAGACACUGCUGAAGUGCGAGCGCUGCUCCGUCCAACUGCUGGAGGACAUCGAGUCACCGGUGGUGAAGUUCACCAAGUCAUUUGAGCUACUGUCCCCCAAGUGCAGCGCAGACACUGAAAGCAGUUUCAAAGACAGCAUGGAGAAAUCCUCGUACUCCGACUGGCUCAUCAACAACAGCAUUGCAGAGCUGGUAGCGUCAACAGGUCUGCCUGUGAACAUCAGUGAUGCCUACCAGGAUCCUCGGUUUGAUGCCGAGGCAGACCAGUUCUCAGGCUUCCACAUCCGCUCCGUGCUUUGUGUGCCGAUAUGGAACAGUAACCACCAAAUCAUAGGUGUCGCUCAAGUGCUGAACAGGCUUGAUGGAAAACCAUUUGAUGAUGCGGACCAGCGUCUUUUUGAGGCGUUUGUCAUCUUCUGUGGCCUGGGCAUCAACAACACCAUCAUGUACGACCAGGUGAAGAAGUCUUGGGCCAAACAGUCUGUGGCUCUGGAUGUUCUGUCUUACCACGCCACUUGCUCGAAGACUGAAGUGGACAAAUUCAAGGCUGCUAACAUCCCGCUUGUUUGCGAGCUGGGCAUCGACAAACUCUCCUUUGAUGAUUUCUCUCUGGAUGUGGACGCCAUGAUAACGGCUGCUCUGAGGAUGUUCAUGGAGCUGGGGAUGGUGCAGAAAUUCAAGAUUGACUAUGAGACUCUGUGCAGGUGGCUGCUGACGGUCCGAAAGAACUACCGGAUGGUACUUUACCACAAUUGGAGACACGCCUUCAACGUCUGCCAGUGCAUGUUUGCCAUUCUUACGACGGCGGGCUUCCAGGAGACGCUGACGGAGCUGGAGAUCCUGGCGCUCAUUGUGGGCUGUGUGUGUCAUGACCUGGACCACCGCGGAACCAACAAUGCGUUCCAGGCAAAGACGGGAUCGGCCCUUUCUCUACUUUACGGCACCUCAGCCACCUUGGAGCACCACCACUUCAACCACGCCGUUAUGAUUCUGCAGAGCGAGGGUCACAAUAUCUUCUCCAACCUCUCCUCCAGAGAAUAUGGUGACCUCAUGCAGCUGUUGAAACAGUCCAUUCUGGCCACAGACCUCACGCUUUACUUUGAGAACAGGAACACCUUCUUUGAACUGGUCAGCAAAGGAGAAUACAACUGGAACGUGAAGGCUCAUAGAGACAUGUGCAGGUCCAUGUUGAUGACGGCCUGUGAUCUGGGCGCUGUCACAAAACCUUGGGAAAUAUCACGCAAGGUGGCAGAGUUGGUGACCAACGAGUUCUUUGAGCAGGGGGACAGGGAGAGAUCUGAGCUGAAGCUAACCCCCUCGGCUAUCUUUGAUCGAAACCGGAAGGACGAGUUGCCGGGGCUUCAGCUGGAGUGGAUCGAUGGGAUCUGUGCGCCCCUUUACGAGACUCUGGUCAAGUUGAACCCAAAACUCCAGCCGAUGCUCGACAUGAUCCAGGCUAACAGGGCCAAAUGGGAGGAGCUGAACAAGGAAAGACAGCGGAGCCAGAGUGCAUCCCAGCCCCCGAGCCACUGUAGUGGCGAGGGCGCAGAAACCAAUGGCUGCACCCUGGUCAGCGCGCCCUGCCGUAGUGACAAUGCUGAAGGUGACCCGUCUAAACCUGCUAGCUAGCUAGCUUCUGCUUCCGUCUCCAGGCAGAUGUUUUAGCUUCUCUCCUCUUAAAUGCGGGCCUGCAGAAACCAGCAGUGCAGUGCAUGCAGGGG
Molecule: messenger RNA, 2995 nt
Organism: Lampris incognitus (smalleye Pacific opah)
Lineage: Eukaryota; Metazoa; Chordata; Actinopteri; Lampriformes; Lampridae
Gene: pde11a
Product: phosphodiesterase 11a
Exons: 20
Coding region: 111-2903 (930 amino acids)
Biological process (GO): signal transduction
Molecular function (GO): protein binding; 3',5'-cyclic-nucleotide phosphodiesterase activity
Source: RefSeq, a predicted model, not a curated record